This is a messenger RNA of Anastrepha ludens (Mexican fruit fly), 2032 nucleotides long. RefSeq names its product adenosine deaminase 2-like. The transcript is spliced from 3 exons. The coding region runs from base 362 to 1924 and encodes 520 amino acids. Gene Ontology annotation, molecular function: adenosine deaminase activity. Gene Ontology annotation, biological process: inosine biosynthetic process; adenosine catabolic process. NCBI's taxonomy places the organism in Eukaryota, Metazoa, Arthropoda, Insecta, Diptera, Tephritidae. The record is from RefSeq and is a predicted model, not a curated record.
UUUCUGAAAAAUUAAAAAAAAAAAACAAGGACAGCCGCUCGUGCAAAUUAUAUGUAGUUAAAAUAAUAAAUGUUGCAAACUUUUGGCACAUAUCUGUGCGCUUCCUGCAGCUACCCAGAUCCGUUAGACGCAAAAGAUCUGCGAACCUCGUUCAGAGAGCUUAGCGACGAAAACAACCACACACAGCAACGGUCAAGUCGAUACUGAUUAGCGAUUUGUUCUUACAGAUUUAACAAUUAGCGAGCACACACAGAGUAUUUUUGUAUAAGUCGAAAAAUUUCUGAGAACGAGCUAGGCAAUAACCUCAGCUCACUCACCCAAGCUCAGUCAGUUUGUAAGUGUCGGUUGAGCAAUUGCGACGAUGGCCAAUUUCUGUUGGAUUCGAAAUCUGGCCAUACUUUUGAUAUUGGCGAAUUGUUUGGCACUCGCGCUGCUGUUACAGUUGCCGGCACUGAAUAGUUUUACCUCACUCGCGGAACGUAUGCGUAUUUACGAAACGAUGCGCGCCAACAUAUUGGAGAAGGAGGCACAGGGACAACUCGGUGGAAACGUGUGGCUUAACGCUAAUGAAAGAGUGGUCAAUGAGCUGAUUAUGUUGGAGAAGAAAUAUGAAUUAGAGAUGAGUAUGAAAAAUCUAAGUCACUUUCAGGUGGCGCAACACUUUUUCCACUCAUAUGAGAAAAUUAGCAAAACGCCGCUCUUUCGGCUCUUGCAAGCUAUGCCAAAGGGCGGCGUUUUGCAUGCUCACGAUAUGGCGCUAUGUAGCAGUGAUUACUUGCUAUCGCUGACAUAUCGUGAGCACUUAUGGAUUUGUGUAUCUCAAACUGAGACAAACGAGUACGAGAAAUUGCGCUUCUCUUUGUUGCAACCGCAGCGCGAACAGACUUGUGAGUGGUUGCUUUUGAGUGAUCUGCGACGAAGCCAGCAGAGUGAUGUUGUUGAUAAAAAGUUACUGGCGCGAUUGACUAUGUACCCGCGGUUGCACUUUCAAAAUGAGGAUGCAGUAUGGAGGCAUUUUCGUAGCAUAUUCCGGCUUGUUAUUGGGCUGUUGACUUAUGCGCCUAUAUGGGAGGAGUACAUAUAUAGAGCGUUGCAGGAAUUCCAUGCAGAUGGCGUGCAGUAUCUGGAAAUACGAUCUGUGUUGCCAAUAUUGUACGAUCUGGUUGGCGGCAACUAUACUAUUUUGAAUACGACAUUCGCAAUGCGCAAUGCUGGGUUACGUUUUCGCGCGUCGUUUCCUGACUGGAUUGGUUCGCGUCUGAUCUAUGCACCUACGCGAAAAGUUAGCGACGCUCGUUUUGUCGAGUAUUUGGGCAAUGCGCUAUUGCUAAAGUCUCACUUCCCUGACUACUUUGCUGGCUUCGAUUUGGUUGGUUACGAGGAUGAAGGUCGGCCGUUGCGCGAUUACGCUCGUGAAUUACUUGCUGUACAAGAUGAAAUUAACUUCUAUUUUCAUGCCGGCGAAACAAAUUGGUACGGCACAAAUACCGAUGCAAAUCUUCUCGACGCUGUACUACUCGGCACGAAACGCAUUGGUCACGGUCUGGCGCUGCUAAAGCAUCCUGAGGUGCUGCGUUUAGCGCGCUCACAAAAUAUUGCCAUUGAAGUGAAUCCGAUAUCCAAUCAGGUGUUGCAGUAUGUUAGCGAUUUGCGUACACAUCCCGGUGCAGUGCUUUUUGCGUCUAAUUAUCCGGUUGUAAUUGCUUCGGAUGAUCCAUCGUUUUGGAAAGCCACGCCGCUGUCGCAUGACUUCUAUGUGGCAUUCAUGGUGAUUGCGUCGCAGAAAUCAGAUCUUGGCAUGUUGAAGCAAUUGGCUUGGAACUCCAUUGCUUACGGUGCAUUUCGGCCGAUUGAGAGGGAGGAAGCAUUUGAAAAAUGGAAUUAUAGGUGGGAGAAAUGGAUUGCCGGCAUUGUUGAGUCUUGAUUGAAUUGCACAUACAAAAUGUAUAUCUCGUAAAAAUAUUAAAUUUCGUAGUUUGCAAGUUACGGUGAUGAUCACAAAUAAAAUUGUAUUGGUGUUGUCUUGGUCAAA